AUGGGAGAGAUUGCAGAUCCUGCAUUGCAGGUCAUUAUUCUGGGUUCGGGGGGAGGCCCGCAAGAAUCCAACAUCACAGCAUUUUUGGUGCGAUCCGUCGCUCAGCGAUGGUCCAAAGGAUCCAUCAUCGCCGUCGACGCAGGCGUCCAUCUCUCCGCCAUCACCCGUCUCCUGCAAGAAUCUUACCCGUCCACACCACCUGCCAACUUACCCUUCACACUGAGCACCGGCGCGUUUGCCGGGCUGGAGCUACCCUAUGCAUCAGCAGCUGCUAAUGCAGCUCAUGUGACUGGCUCCUUGGUAGACACAUAUCUCAUCACUCAUCCCCAUCUCGAUCACAUCUCCGGCUUUGUUAUCAAUACCGCCGGUUUACCGGGGACGCGCCCCAAGAAGCUGGCUGGAUUGCCCAGCACCAUUCAUGCAUUCAAGAAGCACAUAUUUAAUAACGUCAUUUGGCCGAAUUUAAGCGACGAAAACAAUGGUGCCGGUCUGCUCACCUACCUGAGGCUCGUUGAAGGUGGCAGCCCAGCCCUCGGAGAUGGGGAGGCCAAGGGCUACAUGGAAGUGUGCGACGGUCUGUUAGUCAAGACCUGGAGUGUCAGUCACGGCCACUGCAUCGAGAAGCAUCCUCAUAGAGGCUCCGCUUCUAGUGUGUCGACGCGAUUUGGCAGCCACGACGCUUCGUCGCAAACACCCAGAAGAGAUAUUCAUCAACACUCGUCGAUGCAGCACACGCCCAAGGGCCCUGGUUUGCUCAGUCAAGCUGCGUUCUCGGCAGUGUCAUCGCCACAGUUUAGUGCCGCCAACGAGCCAGAAAAGGUCUGCGUGUAUGACUCCAGCGCCUACUUUAUCAGGGAUCAAUCACAUCGCCGCGAGAUUCUAAUAUUCGGAGAUGUGGAACCCGACAGCCUUUCCCUCAGUCCGCGGAACUUGUACGUCUGGCAGGAAGCUGCUUCCAGGGUUGUCUCCGGCAUACUAAGUGCAAUCUUUAUUGAAUGUUCAUACGACGAUUCUCAAAGCAAUGACCGAUUGUUUGGGCACUUGAAGCCGUACUUCAUCAUGGAUGAAUUACGGGCGUUGGCGAAUGAGGUUGAAGUUGCACAGAAGCUUGGAGACCCUGACAGCAAAAAGCGAAAACGUUCAAGUAUCGACGACAGCAUGAAUCAUCGACGAAACCCUCUAAACAAACGAGGCUCAAUGAGUGAUGAUCCUGUAUCACCAAAGUCAGUGAAGCCAGCAGCCCUCAGACAGGGGGGACCGUCACCGGACCACGUCGACACACCGCAUCUAGCGACGCCUACCGACCAGCUGUCGCUGCAUCACUUUGGGCCAACGGGCCCAGCGGUUGAAAGCAAGCCGCUAGACGGCCUGAAGGUGGUCAUAAUUCACGUCAAGGAACGGCUGGAAGAUGGACCAAGAGUGGGCGAUAGAAUAUUGCAACAGUUACAGGACUAUGAGAAGGAAAUGAAUCUCGGAUGUGAAUUCGUCAUGUCCAAGUCGGGAAUGAGCUUUUAUUUUUAG
Messenger RNA from Metarhizium album ARSEF 1941, 1521 nucleotides. RefSeq names its product Cyclic-AMP phosphodiesterase, class-II. The record is from RefSeq and is a predicted model, not a curated record. NCBI's taxonomy places the organism in Eukaryota, Fungi, Ascomycota, Sordariomycetes, Hypocreales, Clavicipitaceae. The transcript is spliced from 2 exons. Gene Ontology annotation, biological process: negative regulation of glucose mediated signaling pathway; cAMP catabolic process; cGMP catabolic process. The coding region runs from base 1 to 1521 and encodes 506 amino acids. Gene Ontology annotation, molecular function: 3',5'-cyclic-GMP phosphodiesterase activity; 3',5'-cyclic-AMP phosphodiesterase activity.